ACGAAACUGGGACGACUCUUCCACAGACACGACAUGUUGCCACGAACCUCAUAGCAUGCGCCCUGGCAGCGCCGCAUAAUGUCUACAAAGCCAUUGAAGGACCCUGAUUCGGCAUCUUCAUUGAGCGUCGAUGAGGCUGAAAAGCUGAGGAACUUCUCGAGAACACCCCGGCCAUAUGUGUACGAUGGAGGAGAGGUGAAGCAGGACCGAGUCUCCAGCAUAAUAGAACCCACCAGAGAUCCGCAAUGGCAGAGCACACAACCAUCGACAGACAACAGCGAAAGCGGAACAGAAGCCGACGAUGAGCGACGGACUUUUGUCAAAGCGCUGCCUGCGAGCACCUUGCGACCGCGCAAAGGACUCAAGACUGGCGAGAAGGAUGAAGACUCACUUCUUGAGCCAUCACAAUUGGAUGAGGAGGAGAGACGGGUGCAAAGCUGGUUCCUGCAGCGGCAGGCAUCGACCCGGUCACAUGCAGACAAGAUCGAGGAUGUGGAAGAAGAGAGGGCUGAACAGGAGCGUGUGGAGAAGAGACGGAUCGCUGAGUUUGUAAGACGGACAUCGGAAGUGGCAUUGAUGGGCCUCAUACUCGUCUGUGUCCUGUGCGGGCGGGGAGUCUUGCGCACGGCAUGGGAAUGGCGUCGAGAGCUCAUCAGUCACAUCUUGAUCGUCAUUGGUCUGGUCCUGGCGUACCCGCUCAAGCUCUCGAUCGUGGAUACACAGGUCAGGCACAAUCAACUAUGGCAACGAUUCCGAGUACCAGCCUCGUUCGAUCCGGCCACGGUUUUGUAUCCACCUCUUCUACCUGUGCUUGUAGCACUCUCAGUGGCACCGACGAAUCCAGCCGUCAUUUUGCCAAACAUAAUCCUCGGGCUCGCAUCGCUUCCUCAAAGAAUCUUCCCUCGCUCCAGUCGGCUGGGCCGAGUCAAUACUGUACACUGGGUGGUGUCCAUCAUUCCGCUAGUCAUCUCUCAGAACACGACCUGGCCAUUCAAGGAUGCCCCAGCGAUGCCAUACAUGCUCAAGUGCGGGCCUCCCGAAGGAUUAUCUCCAGAGACUCUGGUGUCACUGUACGCUCUGCAUCACGCCCUGCUACAACCGCUGCAGUACCUCACCACAACGAGUCUGCUCGUGUCGGAACUCCACCUACUAUCAGUCGCUCUGAUCAAUCUCCUACUACUAGCAACUUCCCCACAAGCUGUCAUCCUCAAAGCAUGUCUUUGGGUUGGCGGCAUACCACUUCUGGUGUUAUGUGCUCACGUCGUCCACUGGAACGUCACUUUGGCUAGAGUACCGAAGUGGAAACUCCGGCGGCCAGUCCACCCAUGCGCAGAGCGAAAGUCCUUCGCGGACGCCGUCUCCGAUCUAAUCAACCUGCAGCGAGCGAGCGGAGCCUUUCACGAGGCUCCAGGAAGUGUCACCAGUGAUGCAGAUGAAGACGAGCCGGCUACGUCGAGCAAAGGUGGGCUGAACAGUCUUCUCAAGCUCGAUACGACGAUCAGAACUGUCGCAUCAGCAAUCAAGGGUGGCGCCGUUUCGGACAAUGAGACUAGAUCAGCAAUCGAGCCAUCCCACCGCCGGAGCCGAACUACGGUCGAUAGGCACCUUGCAGCCACUCCAAUGGCAAGACGCCAGACUCUGCCGGGACGUCCGCCGAAUCGCUCGCCGAGACGGUCGCCCAGCGUGAGGAAGAAGGGCAGAUCUUCACACCUGCUUUGGUGCCUUCAAUUGACACCCGCUCAAGCCCAGCAGCGGAAAUGGAUCUACGCAGGCUUCACGUAUAUCAUUAUCGUGGCAAUCAUUCUCGGGCCUGUCAGAGAUUAUGUCUCCAACAGAGCUCUCGGCGGUCGAGAACCCAUCGGCUGGGCACUAAGCUACAUGUUCGGCCAACUCCCUCUCAUCCGCUCAAUCACCGAAUUCAUCAAUCUCGACACCUGGAUCCCCCUCUCAAACGCAGCCUGGACCUGGAGUCCAUCCCUCAGCAUCCCUCUCCACAUGGACAUCAUAGCCAGCGACAUCGGCCAAGCCAACGUCCGCCUCCUCCUAAUCGCCUACUGGAUCGGCGUACUACUCGUCGGCCUCCUAGCAGUCUUCAGCCUAACAGCCUACGUCGAAGUCGACACCCGUCGCAAGAUCUUCCACGGCGUCAUGGUCGCCAUGCUUCUACCUGCCACAUUCGUCGAUCCAUGCUUCUGUGCACUAGCAUUGACGCUCGUACUCGCCGUCUUCCUCCUCCUCGAAGUCAUCCGCGCCGGGCAAGUCCCUCCACUCGGCAAUGCUAUUAGUCGUUUCGUUGCUCCCUACGUUGACGGACGAGACUUGCGCGGGCCAGUGGUGGUCAGCCACAUUUUCCUGCUCAUUGGCUGUGCGGUGCCGCUGUGGUUCUCCCUCGCUUCCAUGGAUCGAGAAGGCGAACCGCCAUGGGUCGACUGGCAAAUGAGGAACAAUCAGCGCGAGACGGCUAUGAUCGCGGGCGUGGUGUGCGUGGGCAUGGGCGACGCAGCAGCCAGUCUCAUCGGUCGACGCUACGGUCGGCGGAAAUGGAUCUGGGUCGGAGGCAAGAGUCUUGAGGGAAGCGCGGCGUUCGCAGUCGCUGUCACCUUCGGACUCAUGGCAGCGAGGACGUGGCAGGUCUUCGGGGGAUGGAAUGAUCACCCUACGGCAUGGAAAGCGCUCGGCUCAGCGGGUGGACUCAUGGGAUUUGGAAUGGAGUGGGGCGUUGCAUUGAUGAAAGCUACGAUCUGCGCAUGUGGAGCGAGUUUUAUGGAAGCUGUGUUGACGGGUGCGAACGACAAUGUCGUGGUGCCGGUCGCGUUGUGGCUGCUGGUCAAGGGCGUAAGGUUAUGA
This is a messenger RNA of Zymoseptoria tritici IPO323, 2847 nucleotides long. RefSeq lists its product as uncharacterized. Gene Ontology annotation, molecular function: dolichol kinase activity. Gene Ontology annotation, cellular component: endoplasmic reticulum membrane. Gene Ontology annotation, biological process: dolichyl monophosphate biosynthetic process. Bases 79 to 2847 code for a protein of 922 amino acids. NCBI's taxonomy places the organism in Eukaryota, Fungi, Ascomycota, Dothideomycetes, Mycosphaerellales, Mycosphaerellaceae. The transcript has a single exon. The record is from RefSeq and is a predicted model, not a curated record.